AUGAAGACGCUUCGCUUACCAUCCUAUUCUCCCUGCAACACCCAGCCGUGCGAUGACUGCAUGUACCAGCAGCAUUCGCGGUGCUUUCGAGACUUCGGUCGCUCCCAAAGAGGCUACCAGACCUACCGGGGUGUGCCAUGGGACCUUCAAAGAGUUCACCAGUUGGGCACCAAACCGAGAUUUUUCAAGCCCUGGAAGAUCGCUCUAAUUGUUGUGGCUGUAGCGAUGGCGGCGGCAAUCACCAUCGGCAUCCUGGUGUAUUUUUUGGCCUAUGAUCAGAGGCUGUUCUAUUACAAUGGCAACUUUAAAGUCACUAGCAUCCAGUACAGCGAUGGCCUGGCCAGACAAUCCUCAGGAGAGUUUAGAGACCAGAGCGGAAGGAUCGAGAGACUGAUAGACAAGACAUUUCAGAGUUCCAUGUUAAGAAAAAAAUAUAUCAGGUCACGUGUUAUCAGACUGAGCCCUGACAUGGGUGGAGUGAUGGCACAGGUUGUGCUCACGUUCCUUUUCUCCGCCACUGAUAACGCAGCAGCAUUUCUGGGAAAAAUCGAUAGUGUCCUACAGAAGAAACUGAAUAAAUAUUCUGGGCCGGUGCGAAUAGAUCUUGCAUCUUCUACCAUCUCAGAUAUGAGGAGAGAGAGCGCUGAAACCCUCUUCAGUGACUUCUGUGGGUUACGACAGAAUAGAUCAUCAAAAUCAAAAUCGUCAUCAACGUCCGAAAGAGUAGUUGGAGGGUUGGCUUCUGCAGAGCUUGGGGAUUGGCCGUGGCAAGCGAGUUUACGGCAGAACAACAUCCACCGUUGUGGUGCAACGCUGAUCAGCAACACGUGGCUUCUGUCUGCAGCUCACUGCUUUAGAAAAGCAAAUAACCCACGUCUAUGGACUGUUACCUUUGGAACUCUUUUAAGACCUUCAAGAAUGAAACGCUUUGUCAAAGCUAUUAUUGUCCAUGAAAAGUACCGUUAUCCAGCACACAACUAUGAUAUAGCUAUCGUGAAACUCUCGAAAGGAGUUGAUUUUACAAAUACCGUACAUCGCGUCUGUCUGCCAGAUCCAUCUCAGAUUUUCCCAUAUAAUUCUGACGCUGUCAUCACAGGCUGGGGAGCACUGAGCGACGAUGGCCCGAGUCCUAAUGUUCUCCGGGAAGCAACAGUGAAACUCAUAGACUCAAACACUUGCAAUAGGAAAGAAGUGUACGAUGGGGUCAUCACACCUGGGAUGUUGUGUGCUGGAUACUUGGAAGGAGGAGUAGAUGCCUGUCAGGGUGACUCUGGUGGCCCACUGGUUAGUCCAGAUUCUAGAGGAAUGUGGUACCUCGUGGGAAUAGUGAGCUGGGGAGAUGAAUGUGCUAAACCAAAUAAGCCGGGAGUCUACACACGAGUGACUUACUAUCGGGACUGGAUCACCUCAAAAAUUGGCCUCUAA
This is a messenger RNA of Malaclemys terrapin pileata, 1425 nucleotides long. Its product is annotated as transmembrane protease serine 11C-like. Lineage: Eukaryota; Metazoa; Chordata; Testudines; Emydidae. The coding region runs from base 1 to 1425 and encodes 474 amino acids. The record is from RefSeq and is a predicted model, not a curated record. Gene Ontology annotation, molecular function: serine-type endopeptidase activity. Gene Ontology annotation, biological process: proteolysis. The transcript is spliced from 10 exons.